Messenger RNA from Pleurotus ostreatus (oyster mushroom), 2619 nucleotides. RefSeq lists its product as uncharacterized. The transcript is spliced from 3 exons. Lineage: Eukaryota; Fungi; Basidiomycota; Agaricomycetes; Agaricales; Pleurotaceae. The record is from RefSeq and is a predicted model, not a curated record. Bases 1 to 2619 code for a protein of 872 amino acids.
AUGGAGGAGGGGGCCUUGGGACCACCCGCCCAGCUCGCAUACACGCUUCAUUCACAAAGCGCAAUCACCAGAACCAUUGGCCGAGCAGCAAUCGGGGACACGCUGGUCGAAUUUGGGAUUGAUGAAAGCGGCUCUACCACAUUUAUGGAUGGCCAACGUAUAGGCGUUUUGUCUCCAGGAGGAUCCAGCGGUGAGGCUCGCGUGAAAUGUGUAACCAAUCCCGCCGUUGGCGAAGCUGCUUUGAGCCGACAUGGGACUUUGCUUAGCACUGGCGCGCCAUCCGGAAGAAAUGCUGCAGAAUUGAACUGUCUUCUCGGGAACUCGUCAGCUAAACUAAGAGCAGGAGCGUUGCUACUCCCACAACCUGGCCUGGGUCAAGUCACGCGGCACGACUUAACGGCCCUUGAGCAAGCUAAGCCACGCGCUCGGGUGGAGGUCGACAUUAUCUUGGGGAGCGAUACUUGCGUCGAAGGAACCGCGCUUACCGGCCGCAUCUUGGUGAAUAUCCGGGACCGCCUCCCCAAGGAAUCAGCAAUCAUGAUUGGCGGCGGAAAACUGAGGCUCAUUGGUUUCGAAUCUAUUUCUAACGAACAUACUCGGCACAUGUUCUAUCAGUGUGGCUCCCCAAUAUCGGCUAUCUCCAAGGGUUCCGACGCUAUGUAUGGAUCAAAACUGGACCAGGAAGGAUUCGGUUUGGCCCGCGAAGGUAAUUAUAUCCUACCAUUCUCGUUACCCAUCCCGUUAGACGGCGAAUUUGGAAAGCCCAAAGGUCCAUAUACGAAUUCUGGCGUAGCGGUCCGGUAUAUUGCCAUGAUCUCCCUUAAAGUGAAAGAUAUAUGCACCAGCAAACGGUCUAUAACGCAUUUCUAUCGGUAUUGUAUCGUAUGGCCACGACUUAAUCCCUCUGCCAUCUUAGCUCCCUCGAUCAAACCACUUCGUUCGUCUGUCUCCAAAAGUCUUUUCAUGGGCGGCAACGGCAAAGUUGAACUCACGGCAAGUCUCCAUCGACCCGGUUGGGUAGCUGGCCAACAAUGCUGUGUUUGCAUCUCCAUUGUGAACCACACGAACAAGCGAAUCAAGCGUAUAUCCAUGUCGUUAGUUCGUUCAGUCAUUGUCUUCGUCCCGCAGCCCGAAUUGGACGCGUCGUCAAGAUGCUCAGGAGACAUCGAUCCGGAUUCUUGCCAAACUUCGACCUCUCGAAAGCAAGUCGCAGAAUCGAUCUUAGAAAUGGGCACUUUUGGAAACAAAGGCCGUGCCAGCGCGAAAGGCUGGUGGACAGGUGUGGCGCCCAAUGAACGUUACGCCUUCAUGCAUACCAUCCUGCUUCCUUCAGAUGCAUUAACACUGAAGCGUUCAAGGUUGCUGGAAGUGAAAUAUGAACUCUGUGUUACCGCGAGCGCGGGCCCGCUUUCAUCCAACCCUGAAGUUAUACUGCCAAUCGACAUUGUGAACUUCUUUUCUUUGGACCCACCACCGAGUUCCGCUUUCUCACCGGUAAUUGAGACUAGCAACGAGUCUCGCCACGGCCCGCCAGUUCCCCGUGUUGGGGUGCAGUUAGAUCGACCCACAGCUUCGAACAUUUUUGUUUCCGAUGAAAAUCAUGGGUCGGAUAUACCUUCCGACGAGCUCCCCCUAGAAAGCCUGGCUUAUGACACUACCGAUUCACUGGAGCAGCGAUCGCUUGGAAAUAGCGACCACGAUUCAUCUGACGACCAGGAACAAACUGACGAGGCGGAUGGUCCUGAACUUGGGAAUCUUGCCUUACGGGAUGACUGCGACGAUUUCGUUCAACACGCUAUUAAUUCGGCCAGGAUUGAUUCGAUUUACGGCGAGAAUGCGCUAAGAUUUUCUGAUUUAUACGUGCAAGACACACAAGAAUCUUCGAACGCCUUGAUUGAGAUAGAAGAAGGUUUUGAACGGGAUGGCGAUCAGUUCGAGGAACGAAUGCAGGCGCUAGAAAGUCCUAUUGACAAAUUCUGCGACGCGACUAGACCUAGCACACCUGUGCGUGAAGAUCACCGCUCGCACGACUUGCCACCUUCUCAUCAAAUUGCGACGGGAUCGCUGCGAUAUGGACCUAGGCCAAAUCGACCUAGUAGGCCCUCUUUUGCUGCACGAGUUCAAGAAAAGAUGAAAGCAGCGGGUUUUGAUCAAGCCCAUAACUUUGGCUCUGAAGCCGAGCAAUUUGACUUUGAGGACGCUCAUGAACCUGAUUUGGGCAAAAUUCACAGCUUAGCGAUAUCGGACCUCAACGCGGAGCCGCCUACAGACGACCAUCUGAUCUCCACUACCCACACCAACUCACAGGUUGGAGCGCAAUUGCCCUCUAACGGUUCGAGGAUGUUACCUCGACCUCCCGACUCGGAAGGACCAAUCGCGCUGUCAAUGAUGGAGAACGAUGCCCCGAACGCUUCCAAGACUCGGUCCGAAACUCCUUCAUCCGUUCGGCCACCGCUACUUUCUGAACCGCUGACCGACAGUGCAUGUGUCGACAAGCAACAACCUACUCGCCCAGCAAACUCCCUCGAUGAGAACGAAGUAAACUCCCUCGGUGAGAACGAAAGUCCGGUCAAGAAGAGAAUCCGAGAAAUGGAAGAGAGACUCAGGGCACAAACAUAA